GUCACAAAAAUUGAAACUCUCUGCCUCUCUGUUACAGGAUUUAGCAUUAGACACCUGAAAAGAGUCACAGAGGCUCCCCCCACUGGCGGUGGCUGGGAUCACUUUACUGUUUUUUACUAGUGGAAGACACACAUUCUUACUGGUUUAACAAAAAUAGAUGGCUAACCAAACUACUGGAGAACACAUGCUUGAAGUUGCUAGGUGAGGUUUUGAUUGGCUGAGGUUUGAGAAGCAAGACCUCACAAAUCAGACCACAUGGAGGUCAAAGGGCGCCUAAUCACAUCCAUGGGUGUGGGGGCUCCAGAUCAGGACAGCAAGCUGCAAGCUGAACGCAUCUCCGCACUGCAGGAGAGAAAGCAACUCCUGGAGGACCUCCUCAGCAGCCGAGUGGGAGAGCUGAGACAAGUGUGUCUGCUGGAGGCGGAGCUGACCGGGAAGGUCCCACAUGCUUUCCCCCUGGAGACAGGAGAGAGAGCUCCCGUUGUACAGCGCAGGGCUGGCCUGCCACAUAACAACACCAAGGGAGAGGAUGAGACAGGUCAGCGAAGGCAGAUGAAAACRAUCUUCAGUGGUGCUCUAUACAGGCACUCAGAGUCAGACAGGAAUGUCCCAAACAGCAAGAGGACCGUUCACCGGGGAUGCCACACAGAGGACACGGUGAUGUCAGAGAGCACUAGCUCCAUGUCAGAUUCAACAUCCCAUGACAAUGAGGAGUCCUCUCCCAGUGUGGCAGCAGACCACCGCUCCAUGUCCCAGCCCCGUCUGUCCCUGGGCAGCCCAGACCACCAGGUCUGUAGGAAACUGUCCCCAGUGGAGAUAUACUAUGAAAUGAGGACGCGCCGUAACUCUGUGACCAGCUCCAUCAGCCCAAGUCAUUCUCUACCAAGGAGUACAUCUAAUGUUGAAGGCAGAAGUGUUCCUGCUACCCCCCUCAUCGCCCGGACUGCCCCAAUCAGUGUUCAUGUCAGAUCGGAUGGCUCUGGUGGGAUUGCACUAAAGCAGUGGUCUGGCAGCCUGGAUGUACCUCAUAUGGUGCCCUUAACCCAGGAAGGCUCCUCAGAGCGCAGAGGCUGCCCGUACAGCUCCCGUGCCCGGCGGAGCAAUAGUUCUGAGGCCUUGCUUGACCGCUCCAGUCUCCCWGAGGACCCAGGCCCCAGGAACGGGAUGCCCCCCAAAGGAGGGCCUUACAAAAGCUCUGAGACCCUCACUGAUGGCAAGCUGAGGCACAUCCACCUGAGCAGUCCUGAGAGGCACUUGGACGGCUCUGUGGAGCAGGGCAACAUGCGGCUGUCCAUGGGUGGGAGAGGAGAAGCAGGGGGAGGGGGUUACAARGAGCUCCUAAUGGAUUACAUCUGGGGGAAGCAACAGAGGAUUCAAGUGCAACACCAGCUGUACCAAUCAACAGGUAGAAUCUGGCAGGACAUUUCCUCUCCUCGAUCGUCCACUGCUGCAGUGCCUCCUCAAGCCAACGGCUUCUCCCUAUCCCAGGUGCAUCUACCCAGUGCUGCCCCACCCUACAGCCCCAUGGUGAUCCGUGGCUCCCAGGCUGAGCCUCACAGAGUCAAAGUCACGCGGACCAAGUCCUGUGGACCCUUCAUCCCCCUGCAGCAUGACACCAUCCUGCUCUCUGCCUAUGAGUCUCCCCACCCUGCCCCAAGCUCCACUACCUCCUCCAUUCCCAACCUGCACCCCUACCAGACUGAGCUGUCCGGCCCCUCAUUCAAUCACAGGCCUCCCCAGUUCUCUCGCCCAACACCUGAGGACUCGACGAGGAGUCUACAUAAAGCCCUGGCGCUGGAGGGUCUCAGAGARUGGUACCUGAGGAACGCCCUCGGCUACCCUACUACCACGUCAAAGGGGCAUGAUGCAGGGGUCUCCCGCCUCUCACACCCUCACCCUUUGGUGCACCAGGCUCAGUCUAUACAAGGUGAUCCACUCCAUAGGUCCCAGAUGUCUCAGUCAGCCAGCUUCCAUGGCCACCCACUGCAUGGAAGGUCAAUGGAGUUCUCACUCUAUCAAGAGCCCGUUCAUCCUCAGAUGCAAGACAUGACUCCGAAGGAGCCCAGCGCUGACCCUGGCACGUUGGUCUAAUGUAGCUGAAUCAGUUUUUAACACAUACUUGCACACACUCACACGCACACGCACACAUACACGCACACACACACACACACACACAGACACGCACACACAGAUCCAAACAAUGUAAAAGGAGCUGAUAUAAGGUGACCUCACAAGCUAAAAAAAACACAUUACAACCCAGCAGAAAAAGACUGUAAAGCCGUUCUGAAUGCCCUGUUAUUCUGUAGCUACCGUAUACUGUAUUGUAUUCUAUCGUUGGUCAGACCCAAGCCACAUGUAACAAACAUCCUCCUUGUUUAACCUAACAAAUCUCCCAAGAUAUAAUUUUUUACAGAAUAUAGUAUAUGUAUUCUAAAUUACUAUUUUGUAUCUUAUGAGAUAUAAAGAAUAGAUAUAGAAGAGUUCAUUUAUUGCUCAUUAGUCUUGUGAUUUACAAAAAUAUGUAAUGAACUCAAUUGAUCUAAAAAGUAUUUAGACACCAGUGAAUGUGUAAAUGUACAUGUUUGUAAAGAUGAAUAUAUUACAUCUGUCUUAUCUUUUAAUCUGUCCAUCAAACAUGCAUUGGCUUGCUAUUUCUCAUUUUUGUUAAAUGAAUGGGGACUUAAAUUGCAAUAUCGUAGACUGAGGAACAGGAGCUGUGGCUCUGUGUUUAAAACAGAACCCUACCUUUAGUAAAAACAUGAGUUAUUUCUAAUAAUCUGCAAUGCUAACACAAAUCCUUUCAAAGCUAAGUCUUCAAUCAACAAAUGAAAGUAAUGCCUGUUGUUGCCAAAUUGAGUUGUUUCAUGCAAUCYAAUUUUUCUGCAUUUGA
Molecule: messenger RNA, 2890 nt
Organism: Salvelinus sp. IW2-2015
Lineage: Eukaryota; Metazoa; Chordata; Actinopteri; Salmoniformes; Salmonidae
Product: coiled-coil domain-containing protein 120
Source: RefSeq, a predicted model, not a curated record